CCCGCCUUCUUCACACGUCAUUUUGUGCGUUUACCUCUGUCAGCGGAAGCUUGAUGCAGAGUUUUACCAGAAGUAGGAUAAAAAACAAAAACAACUCACAGUGAUGUCUACACGGGUUAUGCAAACGGCUCGAUGCCCGUCAGACGAAUUGUCGCUCACCAACUGUGCUAUCAUCAGUGACAAGGAUCAGCACUUUGAAAAACAUGUGAUUGUGCGCAUUUCAGCCCACAAGUAUGUUUUCACCUUGAAGCCGCAUUCCAGUGUGAACAUCAACACCAUCGCCUUCAGUCAGGCUCAGAGAAAAUGGGCAGGCAUAAUAAUUGGACAAGAGGUUGAAGUGUCAAACUACACGUUUGACAAGUCCAAACAGUGUGUAAGCAGCAUGACCGUGGAAAUUGACUUCCUGCAGAAGAAGCAUGCAGACACCAAGGCCUACGACACAGACAAGAUGGCUGCUGAGGUCCUCCAGAACUUCAACAACCAGGCCUUCAGUGUUGGCCAGCAGUUCGUGUUGAGUUUCUGCGAAAAGCUGUUCAUCUUGGGAGUUAAAGAUAUGGAGGCCAUGGACCCCAGCAUCCUGAGGGGAGGACAUGGUUCUGGAAAGAAACAGAAGAUUGACAUUGGUUUGUUGGUGGCAAACAGUCAGGUGAUUUUUGAGAAAGCAGAGAACUCAUCCGUAAUCCUGGCCGGGAAAUCUAAGACCCGAGAGUCGCGCCAGUCUAUUAUUAGCCCAGACUGGAACUUUGAGAAGAUGGGCAUUGGCGGCCUUGACAAGGAGUUUUCGGGCAUCUUCCGGAGAGCCUUCGCCUCCCGAGUGUUCCCUCCAGACAUAGUUGAACAGAUGGGCUGUAAACAUGUGAAGGGAAUCCUGCUGUACGGCCCCCCAGGCUGUGGUAAAACCCUGAUGGCACGACAGAUUGGCAAGAUGCUGAAGGCCCGGGAGCCAAAGAUCGUCAAUGGCCCUGAGAUUCUCAACAAGUAUGUGGGAGAGUCUGAGGCAAACAUCAGGAAGCUGUUUGCAGAUGCAGAGGAUGAACAGAAGAGGCUCGGUGCCAACAGCGGCCUUCACAUCAUCAUAUUUGAUGAAAUUGACGCCAUCUGCAAGCAGCGUGGCAGCAUGGCAGGCAGCACAGGAGUCCAUGACACCGUGGUUAACCAGCUGCUAUCCAAGAUCGAUGGAGUGGAGCAGCUCAACAACAUCCUGGUCAUAGGUAUGACCAACAGGCCCGACCUGAUAGAUGAGGCCUUGUUGAGGCCAGGGAGACUGGAGGUGAAGAUGGAGAUUGGCUUACCGGAUGAAACUGGGCGGAUUCAGAUCCUCCACAUCCACACAGCGAGGAUGCGGGAAAACAAACUGCUGGCCAGCGACGUCGACGUUAAAGAGCUGGCUGUGGAAACCAAGAACUACAGCGGUGCUGAACUGGAGGGUCUGGUCAGAGCUGCUCAGUCCACUGCCAUGAACAGACACAUCAAGGCCAGCAACACAGUGGAGGUAAACAUGGAGACGGCGGAAAAACUCCAGGUCAACAGGAUAGACUUCAUGGCCUCGCUGAAUAACGACAUCAAACCCGCAUUUGGAACCAACCAGGAGGACUACGCCAGCUACAUCAUGAACGGCAUAAUCCGGUGGGGUGACCCAGUGUCAGCAGCCCUGGAGGACGGGGAGCUGCUGGUGCAGCAGACAAAGAACAGUGACCGCACGCCACUAGUCUCUGUGCUGCUGGAAGGCCCGCCUAACAGCGGGAAAACGGCACUGGCGGCUAAGAUUUCUGAGGAUUCCCAGUUUCCCUUCAUCAAGAUCUGCUCUCCGGACAAGAUGAUCGGACACUCUGAGAUCGCCAAAUGCCAAGCCAUCAAAAAGAUAUUUGAAGAUGCUUACAAAUCCCAGCUGAGCUGUGUGGUUGUGGACGACAUCGAGCGCUUGUUGGAUUACGUUCCUAUUGGCCCUCGUUUCUCCAACAUGGUGCUACAGGCUCUGCUGGUGCUGCUGAAGAAACCACCUCCAAAGGGUCGUAAGCUGCUCAUCAUUGGCACCACAAGUCGUAAAGACGUCCUUCAGGAAAUGGAGAUGUUGGAUGCUUUCAGCACCACCAUCCACAUUCCCAACAUCUCAAAAGUAGAGCAGCUGAUGGAGGCCUUUGAGCUGCUGGGCAGUUUCAAUGAGAACGAACGGGCCAUGAUAGCUAAAGCUGUACAGGACAAACGCUUGGGGAUCGGCAUUAAAAAGUUGCUGAUGCUGAUUGAAAUGGCGGCACAGAUGGAUCCUGACUACAGAGUUAGGAAGUUCGUGAGUCUGCUGCAGGAAGAAGGAGCACUGCCACAAACUUAUCAGAAACCAAUCUAGACUGAGUGGAGCCACGCGGUGAAAUAGAGGCAUCCUUCAACGUUGCAGAGGAUCAGAAGACUGAUAAAGGAUGGCAGGAGGAAGCAAACGAGAUAUAGAUCCCAUCUCUCUACAUCCUUCUCAUCCCUGAAGCUCUGCGUGCUUCUCUGAGCUGCAGACACCAAGCAGGCGGUCUCCUCCUCUGCAGGAUUAUGUGAUAAUGUAAAAUAAGAGAUAUGCACAGUGCUUGUUGUAUCUCGGUGUCUGCUUGUGCUGCAAUCUCUUUGUGAUGCCUCUAGCACUCCAUUGGGAUUUUAUAUAUAUGUAUACAAAAAGAGUCGGGGCAAAGUACAUGUGCACAAACACUAAUUAUGAUAAUGUUUGUUUAUAUAGACUUUAUUUGUAGGAAGAGAGCAUUCCAUGACUUCUUUUCUUAUGUUGCACAUUUCCUUGCCUCUGAUCUUUUUAUUGUAUGAAUAAAAUAAUAUUGCUAACAAAAAAACGUUGUAGUAUCUGUAGUUAAUGUUGUUUUUAAAGGGAUGUUACAAAGGAACUUGUGCUGUGUGUUCCAUUAUUAUAAUGUAGGUUUUCAGUUGCUGUUUAGUUCAGAUACUGUUCAGUGCGUCCAAAAAGCUGUCUGUUUUCCACAGUAGCAUGUAAAAAAUUGCUGCUCCCAAGAAAAACAAAAAAGUUAACUAUUAAAUUUUCUCAUGGCUGUUGAAAUCAUAAGAAUGUCAUAACUAUCACUUAGUGUAAUUACCUCCUAAUUAUGAAAUAUUUGAGAUGAGAUGAACCCAUUCACACAUUUGAGGUUAACCUCCACGGCUUCUGGGUUGAGCAAUGAUUGUAGAGCCUAGCAAGAAAACACUCAGCCAUUUAUGGAGGAGCUACUGCUGCAUGUGUGCACGUUUCUUGAUGCAGUUCUCCAGGAUUUUAGUAAAAGGCAGCAAAAUGUUGUUUGAGAUAUUAGUAGAAAAUCAAAAUGAUGUCGCUGUAUCAUUUUAUUUUUUUUCUUCUCUUUUUUGUAUUUUCUGCAAGUGAGAUUAAAUUUGAGCUAAAACUUG
Molecule: messenger RNA, 3387 nt
Organism: Oreochromis aureus
Lineage: Eukaryota; Metazoa; Chordata; Actinopteri; Cichliformes; Cichlidae
Product: vesicle-fusing ATPase-like
Exons: 22
Coding region: 104-2344 (746 amino acids)
Biological process (GO): SNARE complex disassembly; Golgi to plasma membrane protein transport; intra-Golgi vesicle-mediated transport
Cellular component (GO): Golgi stack
Molecular function (GO): ATP hydrolysis activity; ATP binding
Source: RefSeq, a predicted model, not a curated record